CUCGCCGCUGCGGAGGCCGGAGGCGCGCGGCGCGGAGCGGGCGGAGCGCGGGGGCGGCGGCGGCGGCGGCGGGAGAGCGGCCGGGGGACCGGGGAGCCGGGCUUGCAGCGCCGAGCGGCCGCCCGAGCCGCGGCAGGAGCUUCUCAGCCUGGCCUAUGAGAUGAUGGGACUGGGAAACGGGCGUCGGACCAUGAAGUCGCCGCCCUUUGUGCUGGCUGCCCUGGUGGCCUGUAUCAUUGUCCUGGGCUUCAACUACUGGAUUGCGAGCUCCCGGAGCGUGGAUCUCCAGACGCGGAUCAUGGAGCUGGAAGGCAGGGUCCGCAGGGCGGCCGCCGAGAGAGGCGCGGUGGAGCUGAAGAAGAACGAGUUCCAGGGGGAGCUGGAGAAGCAGCGGGAGCAGCUGGACAAAAUCCAGUCCAGCCACAACUUCCAGAUGGAGAGCGUCAACAGGUUACACCAGGAUGAAAAGGCGGUUUUGGUGAAUAAUAUCACCACAGGCGAGAGGCUCAUCAGGACCCUGCAAGACCAGCUGAAGGCCCUGCAGAGGAACUACGGCAGGCUGCAGCAGGACGUCCUCCAGUUCCAGAAGAACCAGACCAACCUGGAGCGGAAGUUCUCCUACGACCUGAGCCAGUGCAUCAAUCAGAUGAAAGAGGUGAAGGAGCAGUGUGAGGAGCAGAUAGAAGAAGUCACCAAAAAGGGGAACGAAGCUGUGGCUUCCAGAGACCUGAGUGAACACAAGGAACCAAGCCAGCAGCUUCGAGCUCCCAGUGAGCCUCAGCCCCCGGCAGAGGUGCCACAGACGAAAGGGAAUGUGCCCAGUAACGGUGAGCCCCCGACGCCAGUCCCCAGUUCUGAGGCGGCUUUGGAUUUGAGGAGAGAGGGUGAGAAAGAGGAAACCAAUGACAUUCAGGUCAUCAGCGAGGAGGCGCUUCGGAGGGACAGCCAGGCGCUGCCACAGGAGCCAGACCGCGAGCAGGCUGUGGAAGCAGACAGACGUGCGGGCGGAAGAGGCACGGGAGAUGCUAGAGACCCCGGCCAAACCCCACAGGUGCCAGCCACCCUGCUGAGCCAGGAAAAUCAGGAGGUGGAGGAGCCUGAGCCUGAGCGGGACCAGCUUGUGGUCCGGGAUGGGCAGGAGGAGGAGCAGGAUGCUGACGAGGCAGGGAGAAACGAGCAAAAAGUGGGAGGAGAUGAUGACUACAACAUGGAUGAAAAUGAGGCAGAAUCUGAAACAGACAAGCAGGCAGCCCUUGCAGGGAACGACAGGAACGUGAAUGUUCUUAAUGCAGAAAAUCAGAAAAGAGACAAUAAGUUUACUUGAUCAGCAUGAAAAGAGGAAACCCACAAUCAAACUGGAAUCACUUCAUUUCAUGUCAGGACUGAACAGCGAUAACUACAAAAUAUUCGCAAGGGAUUGAAUACUGUGAAAUUUACUAAGUAACAUAUAGACCUAAAGAUGAUUAUUGUGGAAUUUUAGUAUGUCACUGGGGGUUACUUUUGAAGCAUCUAUAUUAAAGAUGUUAACAUGUGUUGGCUAAUAGGUAUUUCAUGAGAAGAUCAACACCAAAAAUAGAACACAACUUCUCCAGGAUAGCGACAGUGGCACUUACCAUCCAGGAUCUGUGUUUAAAAUAAAAUCCACAGGAAGAGUCCAUAUUCUGGUGCGAAGGAGAGGCCUGCUGCACGUAAAAAAAACAACAACCCCAUCUCUUCUUGGUUCCUUCUGGAGUUACUCUCUUUUCCAACGGCCUGUCAUUUCUGUGCUCCCUGGUCAGCACUGGAUUACGGGUUUCUGCUCUCCUGUGCUCAUUCCUGGUUCUGACACUCAGAGGCCUGGAGCACUGACUACUAACACUACUGACAGCAUUGUAAACACGUUUAAACAACAAGAUGUUUGUGGGAGAAUUUUUAACGACCACUUGUAUAAUAGCCCUUGUUGUUAAUGUUAAGUGGCUUCUAAUGUGAAAACGGGUGAUCUGUACUUACUUUGCUAAUGUUUGUAGGCAAAGCAGGAUCUUCUGUAAUGAGUGGGCAUCACCAAAAAAAGCUAUGAGUGGAUUAGACUUGACACAACAGGGGCCAGAGCAGAGGUGACCCGGGUGCCCGAGGGCAGCACAGCUCCACGGGGAGGGUUGGUUGUGGACAAACUGCCUACUUCGCCGGAGGAAAAGAGAAAGUUGGUGUUGAACAGUACACGGUUAUAAGCUGGGAAAUAUUAGAAAGGGAAGAGAAAUGGCAUUGUGUCAUAGUUUUCAUAUUUAGCUUGUGGUAAAUGCCUAUCAAAACUGAUUUAAAAAUCAAAAGUUAAUGUUCAUUUGAAAAUGACUAAUCAUAAUUUACAUUGAUAAUAGUUUUGGUUUUAGUUGGUCCUUAAUAUUUCAGGAAAAUGGGCUUUUGCCACUUGUGAACUGGCAAAACCACACCAAUGGCUUUCAAUGAGGCUCUCUAAGCAGUUAAGUGGGUGGUGCGCUUACUAAAAUAUAUUUGGAGUUACAGGAUUGAGAUGCAGUCUCCUUGGGUCAUUUGGUGGGACUCCCUUGUUUUGAGAGGAAACUGGCCCAGAGGAGUUGGAGCAUAACCUGGCCACACACCCAGGGUGACUAGCUGUGCCCCUGGCAGUCACUGAGGCAGCACCUGCUUUGCCUUCAGGUUAAGCUCUACAAUUUGGAUGUUCUUCAUGUAUAAUUCCCUUUUACCUAAUUGCUAAGACUGAACUUUUCACCCAGAAAAGGCAUCUAAGAGUAUGUAAGUAGCUCUAUAAGAUUUUAUCCAAGUCCUUGUCCCACCUCCCUUAGUCUUAGGCUUGAUUUCCCAAAUAGUUAAUUCAUCUCAUGUUUAGUUAGUGUGCACAGAGUUGCUGAGAAAUGAAAUAGUCCAGCUUUUAAAACUUUCAGUUUUCCUUUCAUCCCUUAUUUGAUCGCUAAAGAACCAGCUUUUAAGUUGUGGAGAUGAGAUAUCAAUAUAAAUAAAAAGUAACCCGUGAUGAUGAUUUCAUCUUCAUUUACAGAGGCAUCAAGGCCAUUCCUUUAGGGCAGUGGUUCUCAACCGUGGCUGCACAUUAGAAUCACCCGGGAAUCUUCUUAAAAUCCUGAUUUCUGGGCCUCAUCCUCUGGAAAUUCUGUUUCUUUGUUAUGGGGUGGGGCCACAACAUUAGUAACAAAGAAACAAUUUCCAGAGGAUGAGGCCGGUUGAGAACCACUGCUUUAGGGGGUGUGCCAUGCGUGGUUUCUCCAGGCAGUCAUGCUUUAUUAUUACUGGCUUCCUGUGGGAUCACAAGCACCUAGCCCGAAGCACAACUUAGAGGUAUUAUGGCUGUUAAAAAACUAAACACACACCUGUGUAAUAAGCAUCCAAAUUAAAUCAGCAGCUAUUCUAAUCUGUAAUUGGCAUCAACUAAUUGGCACCUGUCCUCUAUUCUCAAAUGGUGUGUGGGCAGGAAAGAGGAAUCGUUUUAUCUUUUUUCCUGCAGAUCAGAUUGCAGGUGGAGAUUCUAAGCAACCUUGGAUUAGAUUUAGAUUUCCCGAGGAAUCUAAUCACAGCACACACCUAGUGUGUACUUUUGUGUGAUGAAGCUUGAGAAAUAAACCUCUCCCUGUUCAGUAUGUUGUCAUUAAAUAACUAGAUCAUUAACAUGAUUGUUUUAAUUGGUAAUUGCUGGUUAUCCAUUUAUAGAAGCUGGCAUGGUGAAGAGAAUUGUGAAUUCAUGGUCCUGGUGGUUAGUUUUACUACCAUUAUGUUUUAGCCUAAAAGAUUAUUAACUACAAAUAGUUAUUCUAACACUUGUCUUUGAAAUGGAUUUUAGAAAAAAUUUUUAAUGGCAGAGGUUCUAUUAACUGGGUUCUAUUAACUUCCUUUUUGCACAUAUUAGCUUAGAUGUUGAAAAUGUUCAUUAGUGCCUGAAAGUUGGGAAAAGUUUAUUUUGAUUGUGUAUUUAAAUGUUUGUUUGUAUGCUAUUUCUCAGCUCAGAGAGCAACACUUUCUUAAAGUGUACUAAGCCACUAUUCCUUAAAAACUGGUUUGUAAAAUUCUGAUAAUGUAUACACUGUAAGAUUAUUCUAAAAUACAUAUCUUCCCAUGUACUUAACACACACACAACUGAAAGGCUUUAAUUCACUGGUAUGCAUCUCUGGGAAAAGUUAACUGGCUUUUGAUAUUAUCUUUAUACACUUCAGAUAAUGGGUUUUACAAACCAAGGCCCUAAUAAAUUGAGACAAAUGCUUAUUUUCUAUUCUUACUCAUGAACUGAGUGACAUUGAACAUAAGUUGCCAAUAUAAUUUACACCCCUGGAGAUUCUAGUCCUAUGCUGGGUGCUUAGUAAAUAUUUUACUCUUAAGUCCAAAUAAAUGAUUGUGAUUGAUCAGA
Myotis daubentonii (Daubenton's bat) is the source of this 4366-nucleotide messenger RNA. RefSeq names its product golgi membrane protein 1 (gene GOLM1). The record is from RefSeq and is a predicted model, not a curated record. Gene Ontology annotation, cellular component: Golgi apparatus. Lineage: Eukaryota; Metazoa; Chordata; Mammalia; Chiroptera; Vespertilionidae.